AUGUCUGCUCCGGUCUGUCGUGAUAUCAUGAACGGCUACUGCCGAUUUGGGACGGCAUGCAAAUUCUACCACCCACCAAGAGGACAGGCAGGCGUACAGCCGAGAAGUGUAUCGAACGGGAGUUCAAAGUACCAAUUCAAUGAAGAUACUAUACGGCAGGACCUCACCAUAGAAAGGCCCAUCUACUUCGUAUCCGACUAUGCAGCUGCGAAAUAUGAGCCGAAUCUAUUUUUUGGAUAUGAUAUCUCGCCGGAGGAAUUAAGGUGGAAGAGCGUCGUAGCUUUGAGGGAAGGAAAAGGACAGGAUUAUAUGAACGAAGAGAAUACCCUGACGAACCAAGCAAAUUCCACAAUAACACAAGCAGUCGCCAAUCUAUCCGCUACCAACAAAGUCGCUGAACAACUACACAACACCAGAUUUACAGGGAACUCUGCGCCUGGUGAUCCUCGACCCAAAGAUUUCUCUGAAUCUGCUGCUUUGGGCGGCCCCUCAUCAAACUGUGCUUCGAAUACCUCGGGAUUUGGUGGUAGCGGUGCUACAGGUGGAGCUUUUGGCGGUGCGAAUAAACCAAGUGCGUUUCGUGGACAAUGUAGUACGAGUGGAGGAGGAGCAUUUGGGCAAAGUGCUUUUGGACAGUCGAAUAAACCUUCGGCAUUUGGAUCGAGCUCUUUCGGAUCAUCUUCUACACCCUCUGCAUUUGGUGGAAACAAACCCUCUACUGGGGGGUUUGGCUCGACAACAGCACCAACUGGUGGAAGUGCAUUUGGAUCAUCUGGAUUUGGAGCCAAACCUGCUGGGCCUGGAUCUGCAUUUGGAUCAUCAGCAUUUGGCUCGUCACCUUCUUCUGGCUCUGCAUUCGGUUCCACGUCCAAUACGACUUCAGCAGGUGGAUCGGCAUUCGGUCAAUCUGGUUUCGGUGCUAAACCCGGUGGAUCAGCUUUUGGCAGUGCUUCCACCUCCACACCUUCAGCUUUCGGUUCUACAUCCUCACCAUCACCUUCGGCAUUCGCUAGUACGUCAACUCCAACGUCAGGCUUCGGUACCUCCGCUUUUGGUGCCAAACCUCCGGGUACAUCUUCAGCGUUUGGAGCUCCCCCCGCACCAUCUGCAUUUGGUUCGACAUCAACACCUUCUGCUCCGUCGGCUUUCGGCAGCUCGGGAUUCGGAAGUACAUCGUCUCCAACCACCACUGCGCCAUCGACGGGAUCAGCUUUUGGUCAAUCAGGUUUUGGUUCAUCUGCAUUUGGUCAAUCGGCCAAACCCAGUGCAUUCGGCAGUGCACCACAGACGACUUCGGCAUUUGGAAAUAGCGCUUUUGGGCAACCUGCUACCUCAACCUCGACCUCUGGUGGGGGUGGAUUCGGCGCAUUCUCAAACAACAAUAACGCUCCUUCUCCUGCUGCUCCAGCUUCAACAUCAACGAAUCCAUUCGCUACUUCGUCUACGACACCUUCCAAUCCUUUCGCUGAAUCUCAACCUCACAUCACCCCUACUCCUGCAGUACCGGCAAAUCCGUUCGGUGCGAAACCCUCAACUACCUCAGCAUUUGGGAAUUCCAGUGCUUUCGGACAACCAUCUGCUCCUUCUGCGUUCGGCGCGUCUUCUGCGUUCGGUACUUCAUCUGCGUUUGGUACUUCUUCAGCAUUUGGGUCUACACCCACUCAGCAGCAACAGCAGCAGCAAACCAAUGGGUUUGGCGGUGGUGCUUUCGGUGGUGGUAUACGACCUGAGGGUGACGUACCGCCCGGAUGGUCAUACGAUGAUCCAUGGAGUUAUUUAUUACCCAACGAGAAUGGAAAUGAAAAAGGUGAGAAAUUGGAGGGAGAUGCGAUUAGAGCGUUUAAGGAUGGUGGAUUCGGUUUAAGUGGGAUCCCGUUGUUGCCUCCGCCAGUAGAAUUGAGGGCGUAG
This is a messenger RNA of Kwoniella mangroviensis CBS 8507, 1908 nucleotides long. RefSeq lists its product as uncharacterized. The record is from RefSeq and is a predicted model, not a curated record. Gene Ontology annotation, molecular function: metal ion binding. Lineage: Eukaryota; Fungi; Basidiomycota; Tremellomycetes; Tremellales; Cryptococcaceae. The coding region runs from base 1 to 1908 and encodes 635 amino acids. The transcript has 4 exons.